Messenger RNA from Letharia columbiana, 2019 nucleotides. RefSeq lists its product as uncharacterized. Gene Ontology annotation, biological process: magnesium ion transmembrane transport; intracellular magnesium ion homeostasis. The transcript has a single exon. Gene Ontology annotation, molecular function: magnesium ion transmembrane transporter activity. The coding region runs from base 1 to 2019 and encodes 672 amino acids. Lineage: Eukaryota; Fungi; Ascomycota; Lecanoromycetes; Lecanorales; Parmeliaceae. The record is from RefSeq and is a predicted model, not a curated record. Gene Ontology annotation, cellular component: plasma membrane.
AUGGAUUCUCCAAGAUCAGAGAGAUCCCAGACGAGGUUCAGCACUCCCGUUUCUGAUCUCGACGAUCAUCGCCACCAACCCUCUACACGUCCACGCGGCGAUACCGUUGGCAGUCCGCAAAGCCCUCGCAGCCCACUUGAAGGGCGACAUUUAUUUCAAAACGUUGGCAGCGGAGGCCGCCCAGAGCUCCUUCAGGUUAACGACGAACUCCUCAACGCGGGGUCCAUAUCUAGGGAUUUCGAGCAAGCUAUCAUUGACGAUGACAAGAGCGGAAUAGGAGAGAAUAUCAUAGAGCGAAGAGGGUCUUUCAAUCCUGCCACCUCUAGGCGUGGAACUGUUCGGAGAAGCCAAAACCAUCCCAAUCGGUCCAGAGACUCUUCGACCUCCUUUCGGUCUACAUCGCCUGCAAACUCUGUUGAUGCUUUUGCUGACCCACGUCGACGCGAAAGAGCAAACACAAUUGGCAGCAGAGCGCCUUCUGACCUUGACCUUGGUCUUCAGCGCACCGUCUCAGGUGGUACCCAUUGUCGCAGUCGUCGACCUACAUUCAAUAAUGGCAGCGUCCGGAACUUGAGCCUUAAGGAUGAGCGCGCCUCCGUCCAUAACCCAGCAGAAGACGAUGUCUGCUUUCCUACAAUUGAUGAAUCUGCAAAGACCUACAACAUUGACUUCGAGGAGCUGGACGAAUUCGUUGCAGAAACUUUGAAAUCGAAAGCACAUAAUGGGCAUGGUCUAAGGCAGAAACUUAGCUUUAGCUCUCAGGGGAAUAAGCCCCAGAUCUUCAACGACCUCCGCUAUACGGCUGUUCCCGAGAUCAUGACCCAAUCAUCCAAUUCGCUCAAGAUUGGGUCAGAAAGUGUCAUUGACGAUAGCGAUACUGCGAUCAAUGACAAGGAUGGCGCCGAUGAGAAAGCUGGGGAUCCGUUGGGUGUAAAUGGGCCUAGAGAGCGUCGACACAGCCUAGCAGGACCGAGUCGAUAUAGCUUCUUCUCUUCGGAGAUUGAGUCAACCGUCCACGCCGCAGAUUUUGCAGACUUGCUUUCCCCAGGUGAAACAUGCCGCGAUCUCUUCGAGCUUCCAGAUGACAGCGGUGUUUGGUGGCUCGACAUUCUCAAUCCAACCGAAGAAGAGCUUCACGUUUUCCAACGCGCUUUUGGUAUCCAUCGCCUGACCACUGAAGACAUCAACACCCAAGAAGCCCGUGAAAAAGUUGAACUGUUUAAACAGUACUACUUUGUCUGCUUCCGCUCCUUCUUCCAAAUGGACACCAACAGUGAACAAUACAUGGAGCCUGUAAACGUCUACAUGGUCGUCUUCCGCGAAGGUAUCAUCACAAUUACCUACACACCAUCUCCCCAUGCUGCCAACGUCCGCAAGCGUAUUGGCAAGCUCCGCGACUAUAUGGCCCUCACGGCAGACUGGAUCUGCUACGCCAUGAUCGACAAUAUCGUCGACACUUUUGGUCCGCCGAUCCACACUAUUGAGCAUGAAGCCGAUACGAUCGAAGACCAGGUCUUCGUCGCCCGCGUCGAAGACUUCACUCCCUUGUUGCGCCAGAUUGGCGAAUGCCGCAAGAAAGUCAUGUCCCUCAUGCGCCUGCUAGGUGGAAAAGCGGACGUCAUCAAAGGCUUCGCUAAACGUUGCAACGAACAAUACAGCGUUACGCCUCGUGGCGAAAUUGGCCUCUACCUUGGCGACAUACAGGACCACGUCGUCACUAUGAUGAGUAAUCUGGGACACUUCGAGAAGAUGCUCUCGCGCAGCCAUUCCAACUAUCUAGCACAGCUCAGCGUCGGUGCUAUCGCACAGGGCAAUCGGGCCAACGAAGUUUUGUCGAAGAUCACACUGGUGGCGACGAUUUUGGUGCCGCUGAACCUUAUUUGUGGUCUGUUUGGUAUGAACGUGCCAGUGCCAGGGAAAAGCAGCGAGGGGUUGGGCUGGUUCUUUGGUAUAAUUGGAGUCAUUGCUGCGAUCGUGGUGGUGAGCCUGGGUGCUGCGAGGAGAUACAGGUUCUUCUGA